Bactrocera oleae (olive fruit fly) is the source of this 3399-nucleotide messenger RNA. It is a transcript of the gene Pal1, whose product is annotated as Peptidyl-alpha-hydroxyglycine-alpha-amidating lyase 1. Gene Ontology annotation, cellular component: membrane; extracellular region. Lineage: Eukaryota; Metazoa; Arthropoda; Insecta; Diptera; Tephritidae. Gene Ontology annotation, biological process: peptide metabolic process. The record is from RefSeq and is a predicted model, not a curated record. Gene Ontology annotation, molecular function: protein binding; catalytic activity.
UUGUUAUUUCUCUUUCCGUGUGAAGUGGCAUCCCCAACAUAGCGAUAUUUCAACCUACAUAUUAAUUUAACACAAAAAUAUUUUCGCAACAAAACAAAUGUUUUUAAAUUGUGAAACAUUAUAAGAGGCUGCUAAAUAUCAUUUUAAUAUCGUUACUUCGAUACAAUUCUAGUAUCUCCAGCUCGGUGACAUCUGUUUACAGACGUAUACAGUAAUUUUUGUCAUCUUUGCAUUUAUUUAGUUCAUAUAAAAUUAUAAUGUAAAGAGACUCAGUAUUUUAUUUCGAAAAUAUACGUGGUAUUUUGUCCUGUGAAUCUCGCUAUUUAUUAAUUACAACAAACUCAAAGGAAUUGCAACCGAACGAAAAACAAACCAUUCAGGGACAGAGACAAGUGGCCAAAAUGAUCACUUCAAAUUUUGUGCGUUCUACCUGCUGCAUUUCGUUGGUCUUUUUGGCUUUUUGCAUAGCCGACUCUGCCACCGAUGAGAAUCUCUCAAUACAACGCUAUUUGUCCUCAGACGACACAAGUUUAAGCACAAAUAAGCGCAUUCAACAGAUUAUGCAGGGCGGCUCAGCGGAUAUAAGUUGGCCACAACCACCUAAAUUAAAAGCGGAAAAAAUCGACGUGAAAGAGGAAAUAGAGAAAUUAAAUACAACUUAUGUGUAUCAAAGUGCUUGGCCAGCUGAUGAGCUGAAAUUGGGUUCCGUGAGUGCGGUUAGCUUUGACAAGAAAGGAAAUGUGGUUAUAUUUCAUCGUGUCGAUCGUCUUUGGGAUGGCAAUACGUUCAACAACCGAAAUGUCUUUCAACAACGAAAAAAAGGACCCAUACGCGAUAAUACCGUUUUGGCAUUAGAGCGGAAAAGUGGUCAUGUUGUUUAUGGUUGGGGAAAGGGCUUAUUCUACAUGCCACAUGGUUUGACAAUCGAUCAUGAGGAUAAUGCUUGGGUAACUGAUGUGGCGCUGCAUCAAGUUUUCAAAUUUGGUCCACAUGGCUCUAAUGAUAAACCGCUGUUGACUUUGGGUACUGCUUUUAUACCAGGCGUAGGUGAUGCAAAGUUUUGCAAACCCACUUCCGUUGCCGUACUCGAAAAUGGUGAUUUCUUCGUAGCAGAUGGUUACUGCAAUGCACGUAUUUUGAAAUAUGACAAAGCGGGCAAUAAAAUUCUUUCAUGGGGACAAAACUCAUUCUCUGAAAAUAUAAAUGUAGGCAUGUCCUUCGAGGUGGCGCCAAAGAACUACUUCGCCAUUCCGCACGCACUCACGCUUGUGCCCGAACAGCAAUUAAUUUGCGCAGCUGAUCGUGAAAAUGGUCGUGUACAGUGUUUCUACUGGACCAACGGUACAUUCCAUUCACAAUAUCAUAGUCAAAUUAUAGGCGAUCGCUUGUUUAGCAUGGAUUAUACGCCAGUGGAAGGCGGUCAACUUGUCGUUGUUAAUGGACCAAUCGGUGAGUUGGGCAUCAAAUCGCUACCUUACAAUGAAGUACGCGGCUAUGUAAUCAAUAUGCGCACCAAACAGGUGAUCUCAAAGUUCGGUCCUAAUGAUAUGCAAUUCUCAAAUCCACAUGAUGUGGCCGUCACCAAGGAUGGCAAUGAGAUAUAUGUCGCCGAAUUAAAUCCGAUGCGUAUACAUAAAUUUCUACAUAAAACCGUGGCAAAAUCGUUGCCUUUGUCAGCUGCAAAAACAACUACGGUUAGCAAUAGCAAUUCAUUGAGUGAAACCGGUCCCGUAUAUAAAGUGAAUGAAAUUUUGCUUAAAUCUAACAUCACCAACACAGACAAUCCAGCGCUAGCUGAAAGCGCAUAUGAACUAGACCCAAUCUCAUCACUGAUAGCCUCAGAACAUCGAGUACAGACCACAGAGAAAACACAUCAUCCCGGUGGCACAGCCAUACUGGUAGCGUCACUAAUGUUACUUUUUGCUUCGCUAACAUUUAUGCUGGCAUUUAUUAUAGCACGUCGACGCAAACGAGGUUGUUUGCCAUUCGGCGUGAAGAAUCGUCGUCAUGCCUGGGAUUUUCCGUCAAAGCCAGAAGGUUUCAAAUUGGGCGGCCUCCUGUUGGAUCGUAGCAAGCGUGGUGGUUUUGAGAAGCUCGAUCAAAAUGCCAGUGACGAAGAGAACGAAGCGUCUACAAAUAUGUUGACCAGUGCACCAUUUGCUUAAGUACUUACAUUGUAUAUAUAUAUAUAUAUAUAUGUACAUAUGUAUGUAUGUAAAAUGCGCAUUAACGCCUGCAAGCUUUAUUGAAGAAAUGAAGACUAUCUGAUUUCUUAUGACGUCAUUAUAUGAAAUCUUAUGACUAGGAGAGUGUAAUUUUUUUGAUCGAUUAAACUGCGUUCGCACGAGCACUCUUUUUGUCCGCCAUCUUUAUCGGCAAAUUCUCUUGUGGUUUGAUUCGGAUAAUUUUCUGUUUUUCAUUUCAUAACAUAUUUUCAAACUCUUGUACGUGUCAGGUACGCGGUGCACAAAGAUGUUUUGAUUAUCCUUUUAUUCACCCUUUUCUAAAAUAUUAUAUACAUACAUAGUUACAUAUUACAAAAAAUUGAUAAUAAAUUUCAAAUCUCCGAACAUAUCAUAAAUAUUCAUUUGAAACCGAGCGCUGUUGCAACAAUUGUUGUUACGAACAAGAACACAAAGCGCGCCAGCCGAGCACGAGCGGCACGGGCUCUUCGUCUUCGUUGUUGUUGUUUUUGUUUUAUAAUAGUAUAGAGUUGACAGUCCUUGGCCAGUUAAAAAUCCGAGUCCGUUCCGGUAACGUAGACCCGACUGUCGUGGAAACGAACGUCUUCGUCUUUCCUCGUAGUCUCCUCACCUACACAAAAAAAUAAAUAAAAAAAUCGGUUUUGUCAACAAAAGAGUGCUCCUGUGAACACAGUCUUAGUGAACUUGUUUUUUAGAAGUGUAUGACGAACGAAUGGUACUUUAUUUUAGAAAUCAAAGUUAUAUACAGAUAUUUCGUGUCUCCUCAAAGGCCUUGGGAACUUUCCGGAUGCUUAUCUGUUUUAGCGUCAAUUAUGAGCUAUGAUGUGCAUACAUUUACAAAAAUUAGCUAAAAAACUGCGAGAUCACUAAAAAUUCAGAAAGUUUCCAUUUCUUUCGGAACUACCAAAAUUUCCAACGGAAAGUUUUCAAUCUUAAAAAAUCCUAAAUUUGUAUGUCUGUAUGUAGCAUUAGUUUUCAGUAUGAGAAAUUUGUAUAUUUGUGAUUAAUUUAUGUAAAUUUUUAAGAAAACAUAUUCUCGCAUUUUUCAAAUAUGCUAAGUCAGAACUAACUGUGGCCAAAUUUUAUCUAACUAUUGUUGUACAAAACAAAUGUAUUUUAACUAUUUAUUAAGAUGAGUUAUAUUGUAUAGGAAUAUAAUUAUUGAACAAAUAUAUUUGACGCUAAGUAAAAAAAA